This is a messenger RNA of Panicum hallii, 1037 nucleotides long. RefSeq names its product copper-transporting ATPase PAA1, chloroplastic-like. NCBI's taxonomy places the organism in Eukaryota, Viridiplantae, Streptophyta, Magnoliopsida, Poales, Poaceae. The coding region runs from base 100 to 564 and encodes 154 amino acids. The transcript has 4 exons. Gene Ontology annotation, molecular function: metal ion binding. The record is from RefSeq and is a predicted model, not a curated record.
GAUGACGUGGCAGUUCGUUCCCUCCCCCCGAACGACAAGCUGAAUCGGAUAAGCCCCUCUUCCCCCUAGCGCAGGCGAGGCGAGAGAUCGGAGUCAGCAAUGGAGUCUACCGCGCUAAUCUCACCAUUACCGCUUCUAACCUCUCGCUCCCGUUCCAAACCCCUCUCCCCUGCCUCCACCAGAGCUCGCCGCCCCGCCUCCAUUCCCUUCUCCUACGGCAGCGGCCGCGUCGUCCUAUUUUCCCGCCGCGGCCGCGAGUACGCCGGCGUUGGCUCCUUGGCCUCCGCCGCCGCAGCGACUGGGGAGGCAGCAGAUGGCGGCUCUGAGGCCAUCCUGCUCAGUGUCCAGGGUAUGAUGUGCGACGGGUGCGCGGCGAGCGUGAAGCGGAUUCUGGAGAGCCAACCAGAGGUUACAUCUGCUACCGUUGAUUUUAAGGAAGCAAAUGCAGUUGUGUGGACAACAGCUGAAGCUAGGGCAUCGGAUAAUUGGCAGAAGCAAUGUGGAGAUAAACUUGCUAAACACCUCGGCACUUGUGGAUUUGAGUCUCGGCUGCAAGGUAAUUAGAGUAAGGUGAAGCCAAACAAAGCUGAUACUGAAUAUAAGUGAUGUCAUCCCAUGAGUUCAGCGUCAGAUUUCACAUGAAUGGGCACACGGUUCAAUUUCCACCAUCAUCUGUGUUGCAGACUUGCGGGGAGCCCUGGAGAGUUUUGCAACCCAAAUUCCAGUGUUCCAUCUCAUGGAGCUCGGGCUUAGUGCCAGUGUACUAGUGCUUCCUUUCUCAUGGGCUUUAGCUAGUUUGUUUGGAGAGGCUUUUGCUGAUGCUCUAUGCUAAAAUCUCAGGUCACUGUUGCAAGGCAUGAAGUCUGCAUGACUCCGUUCUUCACUCCACUUUAUUCCUUAUUACCGCACAGAUCAUCUUGUUACCACUAGUACUUUGUCCAUAUUUGUAUGGGUUGAUUGGCUUCCUGUAUUCCAAGGCCUUAUUCAAAAUUUUUAUUUCAAUGUUGUUCCAGUGGGGCCUGUUGGGCCAACAUCAA